CUCACCAAGAAUGGCAAACCUGAUCUUCUCAUGCUGUUCUGAGAACCUCUGAUAAGGACUUGCAAAUAGAUGCAGAGCUAGGGGAGUUCUUACUAAUUUUGUAUCAUUCUUCUCUUUUAAAAAUAUUUUCAGUUGUUAAAAGCUACAGCUAACAUUUGGUCUCUAUUGCUGUUACCCACAAUUAAAAUUAUCUUGUAAUUAGGAUCAUUUAAAAAUAACUUCUACAUGCCCGACCUGUUCUCUGUGUGACAGUAUUCAGCAACUGCUGAUACAUCUGUGGUUGAGUUCAGGGUUAUGACUUGGCUAUUCUGUGGGCAAUAUUAAUGUGGGUGGAAAUUACUUAGAAGGAUUCAUCUGUUUUAGGUAAGCAGUAUUGGAUUUUUGUUACUGUAAAGGCUGUGUUAGGAAGAACAAGUCGAUCAGUCAACAGAAUUCUAGGAAGCAUUCCUAGAAUUCCAUUCCUUUUUUGAUUUUAAAGGAAUGGUUAACCUUCAAGGUGAAGAGUAGGUUAUUUAUUUGUUUUUCUAGGUAAUUCUAAAUAAAAUAGAACAAGCAUUAAUUAAUUUUGAAAUAGCAUGGGUAUAGUGCUUUGAGAGGUGUGUGAAACUCCUAUUGUGAGCUGGAUUUGCCACUCACUUUUCAGCUGGACAGUGGCAUAUCUGGCUCCUUGAUGGAGAUCUUAGGCCUAUGAAGAUCUCUGAAGGUUCAGCACCUUCAUCUUUAUAUUAUGGUAUGGUCAUGAGUAUGAAAAGUUUAAUACACAAAAUCACAUCUUAACUUUAGGAUGUGGUCAACGAUCCAAGACUUUUCUUUUUAUUCUAUUAGAUUUGCCUGCCACAAACUGCUAUUUAUUUUACAGUUACUGAUUGCUUAAUAGAAGACUUUAUGUAUCUUAUUUCUCUAGUAACUACUAGUUUUGUCAUGAAAUGUUCCUGCAUAUUUUACUGCCUGUUUGGUUACAUAAGCAAAAAAAUUUGUUGAUUCAUAAAUAAAUGUUUCACUCUAGAGUAUAGAGUUAAUGCCUUAUCUGCACCUGGAUUAUAAUGUAUUGCUUGAAAAAUUAGUGCUCAGUGGAUUAUAAUAUACUGAUUGAAAAAUAUUUAUGCAUAACUUCUCUGUGUUCUGGAUAUCAGUUUGAAAUUGAGUGCUUCAAGACUUGUUCUAGUCACUAUCUCAAAAUCUCAAGAGAUAGGAAGGACUGUUUGGAUUUUCAACUCAGUAUUGGAACAUGAUUGGAACAUGGAUUUAAAAUUCCUAUAUCUGGUGUGCCUGUUUGUGUCCUCUCAAAGCUCACUAUGUUAAAGUAUAGGGGAGGAAACACCACAGCAAAACAAUGCGCUGCCAUGCUACUUGCUCAAACGAAAUUAGAUGCCAGACCCUUGGAAAGGCCCUGCACAACGGUACCAGUGCCUUAAGAUGACCCAUUAUUUGCGGUUUUUUGGAGCUUGUAUCCAUGAAAAAGCAGAAGAAUAGGCAUUGUAUCAAAAUCAAUAUUGACAGUGGGUCAACAGCAGAUGCUUGGACAAGAAUAAGUGAAAAAUGCUGCUGGAGUAUCACUGUGCUUGCUUACCAUUCUGUCUUUUGUGAUUUUGUGGUCUAGGAGCUUCUGAGUUAGAAAUCUCAUCUUUGAAUAUGGAGUUUGUCAUGGAUUUUCUGUCUUUAGUUUGCCCAGCUGCAUGAACUUCAUGAACUUUGCUUUCUUCUAUUUCAGUGUUCCUCAUACAAAAGCAGGGCUGCAUCUGUCCCAUGUAGACAAUUUCUGUAUCUGUAUUGGUAAAUGAAAAUACACCAGAAGUGCUCACAGAAUUGACUUAAUAUAAGAUGUGUGACAGAAUUACGUUGUGAUGAAUUUUUCACUUUUGUUCUGCAUCUCUCUCCUCAUGGUCUGUAUAAUUCAAUUUUACUUUCUUGUCAGCUCAGAGUCAAGAAGCUGUUACUCUUAUAGGCAGCUCUGUUGUAACCCAAUGUUCCCAUCCCAGUGUGCUGGUAGUCAGCUCUGGGUCUGUUGCUGUAUGUCUCAAUUUAAGACCCCUCAUCUGUGGAUGCUUUUAACCCUCAUCUGACUUCCAGGGACUGGUGCAAAUCUGUGAUUUGUUCAGAAGGAAAUCAGACCAGCUUCUAUGAGAGCAGGAUUCAGUCUUAGAAGGCAUCACUACUUUUCUGUUACUAAAGUGGGAGACUUUGAUAAGAUCUGGCGUGAGCACUGUGAGGAUGAGGAAACUCUGUGUGAAUAUGCUGUGGCAAUGAAAAACCUUGCAGAUAAUCACUGGGCAAAAACUUGUGAAGGGGAAGGCCGAAUUGAAUGGUGUUGCAGUGUAUGCCGAGAAUAUUUUCAGAAUGGUGGAAAAAGAAAAGCACUUGAGAAAGAUGAAAAAAGAGCACUUCUUGCUUCUAAAACCACUCCAGCUUUAAAUGUUCCUCAGACUCCCAAGAUUGAAGAUCCUUUGCCAAACUUUGGCUUGACAAAUCAUGAAGCUGUGACAGAAGAGUUCCUUCACUCCUUGGGAAAGAUCAGAUUACUUGAUGUUGGUAGCUGCUUUAAUCCAUUUCUGAAGUUUGAAGAAUUUCUGACAGUUGGCAUAGACAUUGUUCCAGCUGUUGAGAGCGUAUACAAAUGUGACUUCCUAAAUCUUCAAAUUCAGCAACCUCUUCAACUGGCACAAGAUGCUAUAGAUGCCUUUCUUAAGCAACUGAAAAACCCCAUUGAUUCUCUACCUGGAGAACUGUUCCAUGUUGUUGUUUUCUCGCUCCUUCUUUCUUACUUUCCAUCACCCUAUCAACGAUGGAUAUGCUGCAAGAAGGCACAUGAACUUCUCGUCUUAAAUGGCUUAUUGCUUGUAAUAACUCCUGAUUCAUCUCAUCAGAAUCGCCGGGCCAUGAUGAUGAAAAGCUGGAAAAUUGCCAUAGAAUCCUUGGGUUUUAAACGCUUCAAGUAUUCCAAGUUUUCUCACAUGCACCUGAUGGCAUUUAGGAAAACUUCCCUGCAAACAACAAGUGACUUAGUUAGCAGGAACUACCCAGGGAUGUUGUAUAUCCCACAGGAUUUCAACAGUAUAGAGGAUGAGGAGUAUUCCAGCACUGCCUGCUACGUUCGGUCAGACACAGAAGAUGAACAGCUAGCUUACGGUUUUAUGGAGCUGCCUGAUGCUCCCUAUGACUCAGACUCUGGAGAAAGCCAGUCUAGUUCUAUUCCUUUCUAUGAGCUAGAAGAUCCUAUAUUGCUUCUAAGUUAAUGUAUUCAUUGAAAUGCCCUUUCAGUCAAACCUCUUGCUUAACUAAUUUUGCUAUACUAACGUGGGCUCAACACAGAAAAAUGGUUUGCAUAAAGAAAAUGCAAAGGUUUACAGAGUUUGCUAUUUUUUUCUACUUUUGAAUUUUAAAAUUUAUUCUUGUAUGAAAGUGAAAAAAUACAAGUUUUAUGCCAAUGACUCAUGUCAUAGCAUAAAUUGCUGUUACUUUCUUUAGAUUUGUAUCACUGUUUUUUUUCCAGAAAGGUACCAUUCUUUUCUUUAGUGCUGUGAAGUGUGAAUUGUAUUUAAUUUGUUAAAUGUUGUUUCAGUAUUUUAACUCAAUGUGGUUGAGCUUAAGGCACUGGAGUUGGUGGGCUUCUGAGAAGUAUAUGUAGGAAGAAAUAAUUUGCACUUUAAUUAAAUGUGCAGAUAGGUUAAGACACUUGGUUGCAAAUGUCCUUUCUUAAUUAUGGAACAAAACAUUUUUUUCUUCCAAAAUUUGUUUCACUCUGGUUAAGCCUGGGCUGGAGAAACAAUAAUGCUUGCACAUUUGACUUUAUGUUUAUUGCAGCCCUUGUGACGUGACACCAAAACACUGGAAUAUAUUCAUCCAUAGUUCUACAUACUGUGUAAUUUCAUUGCAUAAAUAGCAAUUUCUGAAGAGGCUUUUCCCCCAGAGGAGUAUGGUACGUCUAGACAAUUAUGUUUCACUUCAAAGCUGGAAUAAGUUUUGCAGUUUUAUGAGUAUACAAGCACUAAUGUAUAUCAGUAUUUCCCCAACUAUGGUGUUCUGUAUUCUUUUCCAACUGUGUUUUUUGGGGGACAGAGUGGGUUUUGUCAUUUUUUAAACUAAAUUAUUUAUGCAUUUUAAAAAGAAACAGCUUUUUCAUGAAUUGUCCUUAUUUGUAGACCUAAGUUAGCCAGUGACUACAAACUGAUUUUGUAAGGAACAUAACUGUACAAGUUUUUCAAGGAUACAUAUAUUUGCAUAAAGCCAUGUAAUUCAGAGCACACACGUGAAUUUAACACAUGCUUUUUGUUUGCUUAUUAGGACCCAACCAACUUCUGUUCAGUUAAAUAAAAACUCCAUAGCUGACUGAAAACUGGUCUGCCCUGUAAAGAGAUUAAACAUCUAUUUUUACAUCUAUUAAGUUUUUAAUUUGUGUAAUGAAUCUGUGAGUUUUUGCAGGAAAAAUCAAUUCUGUUCAGUGGUUGAAAAAAGAUUCAUUAUUAGUUUAGCUUUGAUUUUCCUCCAUUUAAAAAUAAUGGCCAGAAUUUUCAGAUUUGGAUAUUAGGCUCUUAAAUCUAUAUCUAAGUGCCUGGUAGUAAAUUAUUAGUACUAGGUGCGAGAUCAUGAUUUAUUUUGGACUUCUGAAAAUUGAUAAAAAAAUACUAAUACAGUUUCACAGGCUGUUGUGAUGAAACAUCUUACAAGACUAAAUAUCUUACAUUAAACUGCCAUGUUGUAUUUAUAAUAUGAAAGUUGCUAGAUAAAUUGAAGUUGUAGUGUGGGUUUUACAGUGCUUGCUACAAAAAUGAAACUUACUCCUUUCAUUGAAGUUUUGCACUGAAUGUGUCACAGUUUGUCCUACCUGUUCUUCUUUUAUAGUAUUUCCUACAUAGAGUAAUCACAUUGGUCCAGCUUACACUCAGAUGUGAUCUGGACUGUGGUGCUGUAUUCUUUAAUAUAAGCUUUUUGUCUCUUCUUAACUUUAAAGCAUUCCCAAAUUCCCAAUCCAAAUUUAUUUUUCAGUCUGAAUGAUAGAGUUAUACAAACCAAACAAUUAUACUGUGAUGUGUAAAAAGAAGAAAAGAAUUAAGGUUAGACAUACAAGAGUCAUGGUGCACUUGCUAAUUUUUGUUACAGAGAAUACUUCUCUAAUGAAAUACACAAUGGCUUCAAAAUUGGCUUUUAGUCAGUAUUUUCAUUAAAAUGUUUGUCAUAGAAAGCCUUUCUUCCCAAUUAACCACUGGUUCCAGCAGUGCUCGUGUUAAAAUAUUGCUGCUGUAAAUUCAGCUGUUUAUGGGAGGUUAAUAAGUGCAUUCUUCAAAGUAUACGUAAUAUUUUAACUGAUACUCGAUUUAGAAACUAGUACACCAUCAAACAUAUGUUGGCAUUGAUUACUGUAAAUUGGUUUGUGAUUCAUACACCAAGAAGUGCAAUUCAGAUCAAGAUUUAUCCCCCAAAAUAACUUAAAUACUAAGGUUUAAUGUUUAAUCCUUUUUGGGAGGUUGGUGACAACACUGUGGUUUAGGGACCUGGGAUAACAACUUGGUUUUCUUGCUGAUCAUUCUGAAUGCCCAAAGUGGGUUUAUUGGUUAUUUGGUUUUGUGGGUUGGGUUUUUUGGUUUGUUUUUUUUUUUUUUUUUUCUUUUUUGGUUUGGUUUGUAUUGUUUUUUUCACAAGGGACAGUAGAUUGUGGUGAAGGAGGAAAGUGUGAUUUACAUAAAUACUUACAUUUCCCUUAAUAAUAAAGUGGUGAUAUCAGGAGCUGUUGUAUAUUUGGCUUUGGUGCAAGAAUACUAUUUCUGGGUUAUGAAAUAUUUGAAAAUUAUGACUGUGCAAGGUGCUGGAGAAGAAAAGGAAGAAAACAUGUGUUGGCAUCUCUGUUGUCUUUUAUGUCACUACUUUUGUGAACAAAGCACAUUUAUUAAAAAAAAAUUUGAAAACCCGAAA
Messenger RNA from Camarhynchus parvulus, 5907 nucleotides. It is a transcript of the gene BMT2, whose product is annotated as base methyltransferase of 25S rRNA 2 homolog. The record is from RefSeq and is a predicted model, not a curated record. Gene Ontology annotation, biological process: negative regulation of TORC1 signaling. Bases 2121 to 3233 code for a protein of 370 amino acids. The transcript is spliced from 5 exons. NCBI's taxonomy places the organism in Eukaryota, Metazoa, Chordata, Aves, Passeriformes, Thraupidae.